Molecule: messenger RNA, 1877 nt
Organism: Medicago truncatula (barrel medic)
Lineage: Eukaryota; Viridiplantae; Streptophyta; Magnoliopsida; Fabales; Fabaceae
Product: ankyrin repeat-containing protein BDA1
Exons: 2
Coding region: 3-1352 (449 amino acids)
Molecular function (GO): protein binding
Source: RefSeq, a predicted model, not a curated record
ACAUGAACACAAUGAAUGAUAUUGAUUACAAAUUGAAGGUUGCAGCUCAAGAAGGUGAUAUAAACCUUCUCUAUACACUAAUUGAGGAGGAUCCAUAUGUUUUGGAAUAUAUAGAUUUAAUUCCAUUUGUUGAAACUCCUCUGCAUAUAGCUGCAUCUAUGGGACAUGUUCAAUUUGCCACUGAAAUUAUGAGAUUGAAACCUUCAUUUGCAUGGAAGCUAAAUCAACAAGGGUUCAGUCCAAUCCACCUUGCCUUGCAAAACAACCAAAAGAGUAUGGUGCUUCGUUUCGUAGACAUGAAUAAGGAACUUGUUAGAAUCAAAGGAAAGGAAGGUUUAACUCCUCUUCAUCUUGCUUGCCAAAGUGGAGAAAUUGACCUUUUAGCCAACUUUUUGUUUGUUUGUCCAAAUUCGAUCGAAGAUGUUACUGUGAGGGGUGAGACUGCACUUCAUAUUGCUGUGAAAAAUGAACAUUAUGAGUCUCUUCAUGUCUUGGUUGGUUGGUUGAAGACGACUCGCCAGAGAGGUGCUAGGGAGUUUGAGAAAUUAGUACUUAACUAUAAGGAUGAGAAAGGAAACACUGUUUUGCACAUAUCAGCACUGAACAAUGACUUAAAGGCGCUUCGACUGUUGGUAAAGACCAAGAUAAAUUUGAAUGCGAAGAAUUCAGAGAACUCAACAGCAUUAGACAUAGCAGCAAGUUCCGAGAUCAAGGGUAUAUUACUAAGUGCUGGAGCAAAACCAAGCUCAAAAGUCAAAGAUGUCUCUAAACUUGAAGAUAAAUUAAGAUCAAAUGUCACAAUUUUGGAUAAAAUGUUAAUUUACAUACUGCGUAUUAGAAAAGAUAUAUCGGAGGAACAACGCAACGCUUUUCUAAUAGUUGCUACUCUUAUUGCAACUGCGACGUAUCAAUCAGCACUUAGUCCCCCUGGUGGAGUUUAUCAAGGUAAUGCAGGAGAUUACAAUAAUAAUGUGAAAAACAACACUUCUUUGAAUUCUAAGGAAGUUGGUAAAUCAGUUAUUUCUGAAGGUGAUUUUUUUACCUUAUCAAUUUUGAAUACACUUUCACUUUUGUUAUCAACCAUGACAAUAUAUCUUUUGACACCAAGUGGAUUAAUAGGUGGUUUAUUGUUCACACCAAUCUUUUGGUUUGCUUAUUGUUAUGUCUAUAAUAUGAGGUUGAUAUCUCCUACCUCUACCACUUCAACUUUCAACUUAGUUAUGGUGCAUGUAUUCAACUUCUUGCACUCUAGUGUGUAUUGGUCAAUUUUUAUUGUGUACAAGAGACUUAAGGUUAAUGGAAAGGAUAGAGAAAUCAAAAUUAGGAAUAGAUUAGGAGGAAAUAAAUGGUAGCUAUAGCAAUGUUGCAAGGUGACUUAUAUAGGGUGGAAAAAUGUCUCGUAUGGUCUAUGGUGGAUCGUUGCUUUAAAAUAGUUUGAAGAACAACCGAUGUCGGUUCCUUGUAAGUAACAAUUCAUAAUAUUACUUGUCCUCGGAACCGAGAGAGUGACUCAAUCACAACUAGUUCGGCAGAAUCAACGGUCACAACCAUAAGGACGUGGAGGAUCUUAAACUUCUACUUAAUUAAAUGUGACGAUGAUCAUUUGUUGUCGAAAUUUUAAACGAGUUUCAAAUGUCGGUCAACUUUAGACUUUGUGGAACACUUUUCCCACUCAAGCUGUUGCCUUGCUGCAAAUUUACCAGUUUGUCGUGUAGAUCAUUGCUGCUACGAGACUGCAACUCACCCGCUGGCUGAGUUCAAGGGAAGCUUUUACUUUCAUUGUAUGAUAUUUUGCGAGUUUAAAUCUUAGCAAAUUAUGAUUUGGUUAUUACAUUAUUUGUAUUUUAUUCAAUUACAGAUAUUUUCUAGCGUAUUUA